AUGAAUGCGCUCAAUGGUAAUCAGAGCCUUCACUGCAUAUUUUCGAGAGCUGGUGGUUUGAAUGACUGGGAACAACUUAUCAACCAAGUUUCGAGAGCAGCAGUUAAUGUAUCAACGGGUCUGGAGUCGGUAGCCCCUUCUCCUGUACAAUGUAGGGAUCCACAAGCACAUUGUGUGGCAGUGUGGACAGUACGCAAUAAUGAGAUCGAAAUGCUGCUACAAGACUCUCGGAUUACGAUAUUGAUAUGGACUUCGUCUUUGCUCAGCGUAGUGAUUUUCCUAUUAGCUGCAAGUCGAUGCUAUCGAACGCGACGACGAAAACAGCAUGAAUUGCCAGAAGAAGUCCAACAACCAUUUAAUACCGGCGAAGCAGUAUCGCCAUGGUCUUCGCAGUUCGACCGUGAUUGCUCAGAAACACCGGAGGAGGAACCUCUACUCGAAAAUCAGGACCCGUUUUUUGCAUCCCUACAACUUGUAGAGCGGAUCGGCGGUGGACAUUUUGCUGAUGUCUAUCGGGCAUCAUCCAGUAUGGGUGAUGUGGCUGUGAAAGCGUAUCAUUCGGACCAAAUGGUUUUCGAAAAUGAGUAUGGAAACCUUACACUUUUGCAGUCACUAGAAAAUCCAAAUAUUAUACAAAUGAUACAUGCAGUGAUUGCCAAAAAGCAACUAGUGCUUCAGUUAUACUCUGGCUCUUUACAUUCACUUCUCGAGGAAUGUUCGCUGGAUCUGACCGAGUUCUUCGACUGCGCCAUCGCUGUCAACGACGGACUCGCAUUCCUACAUUCACACACUAAUGCUGGAGUUUCAAAACCGGUGAUAGCACAUCGUGACCUCAAUCCGUACAACAUUCUAUACAUCCGUCAGAGUUCUUCACGCAUACAACUCUAUAUUGCCGAUUUCGGACUUUCACGAGGUACCGUACGCUAUAUGGCUGGUGAACUCCUCGAAGGAUCGGUGAAUCUACUGGAUCCGAUGACAUCAUUGCUUCAAACUGACGUCUAUUCAUGUGCGCUAGUGUUAUGGGAGCUUCUUUGGCGAUGCAGAGAUAUUUGGCCAGAUGGCGAAAUUCCGUCGCAUCGAAUCGCUUUUGACAAUCUGGUACCCCGUAAUCCGCGUUUGGAGCACAUGUAUCCUGUGGUGGUCCGUGAACGACGGCGGCCUGACAUACCAACUCCAAUUCAAAAGCAGAAGACGGCCUGGUUGAGCUAUGGUCGUGCAUUACCGAUAUGUGGGAGCAGGAACCUGAAGGACGAACGACAGCUGCCUGUUCUGCCGAUCGACUAA
Molecule: messenger RNA, 1284 nt
Organism: Haemonchus placei
Lineage: Eukaryota; Metazoa; Nematoda; Chromadorea; Rhabditida; Trichostrongylidae
Source: the annotation of a GenBank genome assembly